This is a messenger RNA of Malaya genurostris, 1627 nucleotides long. Its product is annotated as protein odr-4 homolog. The coding region runs from base 206 to 1516 and encodes 436 amino acids. The transcript is spliced from 3 exons. The record is from RefSeq and is a predicted model, not a curated record. Lineage: Eukaryota; Metazoa; Arthropoda; Insecta; Diptera; Culicidae. Gene Ontology annotation, biological process: intracellular protein localization. Gene Ontology annotation, cellular component: endomembrane system.
AAAAACACGCCACAAAUCAUCUGUCAAAAUAUAAAAUCGACACGUAAACGCGGCGUAAAUCGCCAAAAUAUCGCUAUAACUGAAAUGCAUUGACGAUACCGGUUUUGAAAUUGUAUUAUUUUAUAUCGCUGUAGAUUCAUACGUACUUAGUAAGUGCUGAUUAGGCCCAUAUGUUCCCGCAGACUGGGGAAAAGUAGUGCUCAAAAUGGUUCGGUCGGUCAUUUGCGAAACCUAUCUAGAAGAAUACUUGAAAAGUCUGUCUAAAAAGCAAGGAACCAGCGUUGGAUUACUUAUUGGACAGCCUUCCAACCACGGUAAGGACCACAUAAUCUACCUGAACAAAAUCAAAGAAGAUGACGGGCCGGAUCAAGAAAACAAGGGUCUGCUGGAUAUCGAAAAUCAGCAUGUUUCGCAGCAUGCCCUCGUCGAAACGCGCAUCCUACCAGGAGGGUUUUAUGUAAUGGGGAUCUUUGUUAUCUACCCGAAAAGCGUGUUCGAAGAUUCAGAUCUGCUGAGGAAAGUGAAAACAAUGUUGGUUGACAUCCGGCACACAUUCGACUCCAAUGUUUUAAUUCAGGGAAACUGUGACGAGUUAGAUGGCGGCGAAAAGCUGGUAUUUUAUUAUUCCUCCAGUAGUAAUAUUUUCGGUUGUAAGUCAAUAGCGCUUAAGUCGGACAACCUGUCAGUAAAACCGUGCGAUUGGAAGUUCCAAGAUCGAGCCACAAGCUGGCACGUCAUGAGUACAUAUUUCGAAACCGACGAAGUUUUUGUUUUGAAAAAGAAAACUGAAGAUCAGUACGACACGGAAGCCAACCUCACGAACUGUGUUGAAAAUGUGAGACAACAACUGGAAAAAAGUGUUGUGUUCUUCGAUGGUGGACCAAUUGAAGGGACGCAGUCUCUAGAGCAUGUUAUCAAAGCAAAGAAAAAUGACCAAUUCCUAGUUCACGUCUAUUCGCCAUCGCAUUCGCAACAAGACAUCUCUACUCGGAAAAUUGUGAACUUUGCGGGUACGAUGCAGUUUGAAGGAGUUGUGAGCUCAAAAGUAUUCGUUCAUCCCAAGAACACAAUUGCUGAGGUGGAGCGUUUCGUUAAAGUGGACAUUCUACGAUCGCUCAUGUCCCGCGUGCAGAUACACUGUGAUUCCCUGGUCCUGGCAGAGGAUCCCGUUCAGGACACGAUCAUGUUAAACGAAUUACCCCGCCGAAUCUACUUCCCUAUUCGUCCCAAAUCUAAUCCGAUCCUAUUCAGCGAAUACCUGUUCCGAGAGGAAUCGAAAGAAACAGCCAUUCCACAUAUCCGAGAAACGUUGGAUCUGUCGGUUACUCUUAAGGAAUUGAACGCAACGGUAGAGACCGUGCCGGAAAUCAAAGAAGAAGAGCAACACGACGCGAAAGAAUGCGAAACGGGUGGCGCUCGUAAGGGUGCGGAGAGACCUAAUGUGAUCGUGUUGGGUACAUUGUCUGCCAUUGUGGUUCUUAUUGUUGCGAUUAUAGCUUUCUAUGUAACGAAGUGAAUAGUCUAUUCUAAUUUUGUACUGUAUCGGGUUUUGUUCAUGUGUCCGAAAAGUAGAUAUACACUUUUUUUAACCGUGCUAAAAUAUAUUACCAUACAAAAAAUUGUUUCA